AGUUCUGUGAUAGUAAAUAUCAAUGGUUGACAUUUGUUUAGAACAGUAUCAACAUAAACAUAAUUAUUACUUUUGUGUCUUAAAAAUGGCACAAAGUUAACAGAAUUAAAGGAAAUUUAUUAUCAAAAGAUUGUCAAAUAAAAAUUAAAUAUGAAGCUCGACGUGUACAAUGACAUAGUGACAACAAUUCGAAAAUUUCGUGGUUUGUCGAAGGAUUGUAGAGAUUUGUUGAAAGAGAAAUAUAGCGACAUUCCAGUAAAUACACUGUACAGCAUACUGUCCUUAGAAUUACAACAUAAAAUGAAAGUCAAUCAUAGCAAAUUAUUUGGCAACAAUAAAAACUAUUAUGAUACUUACACGGAAGCUGUACAAAAUGGAGAACCUGUUGGAAUUUUACUGAAAAUGGCAAAGGACAUUGAUGCACCACCUGCAUUAUUAGCUAGAAAUGUUCUUGAAAAACAUUGUGGACGAGAUGAUCCUAAUGUUUCCCGAAAUGAUGUUAGCAAAUUAUUUAAGGAUACUACUCUCAUUCAGGACAAGGACCUUGCGUAUGAGGUCUACUUGUGUAUAUUAUAUGAUAAUUUAUAUGGACCUAUAGCAGAUGCUAUUGGAGUUUCAGUAGGUCAAGAAUAUGAAUUGAAACUACAAGACUACCUGACAGAAAGGAAUCUCGCUUUUCGUAAUGAAGAACACCUACGAUCAAGGGGAUAUGACAAAACCCCAGAUUUUAAACUGGAAGUGCCAAUCGCGGUAAAUGGUUUUGUAAUCAACUGGAUAGAAUCUAAGGCACGAUUUGGCAAUAUGGAGAUACAUCAAAAGUAUAUCAAGAAACAAUUUCUGAGCUAUUGGAACAGAUUUGGUCCAGGACUUGUUAUCUACUGGUUUGGAUUCUUAGACAAUUUAACAGAACCCAGUGAAAAAAGGUUUAUGAUCAUGGACCAUUUUCCCGAGAAUAUUACAUUCAUGGAUCCUACUUGUAUCAAACCUACACCUUUGUGAUUGCACGGAUUGUGAUUACUUGUUUUCAUUCUAAAGAGCGUAAUUUCAUAAUGAUAUUAGUGUUAUAGAAUACUCAUACAAUAAGGAUCAUUGUUGACAAAUAUAGAACAGUAUUUUUGCCCUUUUAUAUAAGCCUCU
This is a messenger RNA of Hylaeus volcanicus, 1137 nucleotides long. Its product is annotated as CDAN1-interacting nuclease 1. The record is from RefSeq and is a predicted model, not a curated record. The transcript is spliced from 6 exons. The coding region runs from base 151 to 999 and encodes 282 amino acids. Lineage: Eukaryota; Metazoa; Arthropoda; Insecta; Hymenoptera; Colletidae.